CAUCGCAAGUCGAAACCAGUUCGGGUCUAUUUGAGCUUCUUAGAUCACUUCCAGACAUUUAUCGCUCGUCGGAGAUCGUCACAAGGCCCGCGGGAAGAAAUGGAGGAGGGAAUAUUGGGGGCGAUGCUGUGCAUGAUCCUCGUGUUUGCUGUAUUUCCGCUGCUAUGGUGGAGGCGCCGCCGGAUGUCUUGUUCAUCGCACGAGCACGAGGAAGAGCCACAGCAGCAGCGGGUGGAGAGAGUGGUUCAACACUCUGGAACUCGUCGCAUGCGCAGGAGGCCAACUGCUGUUAAUUCUUUUGUUCCCUCAACAAGUGGUCAAGAGCCUCUCUCUGAAAGUGAUGAGGAGGAGGUUCCUGAGGAUGACAAUCAUGUUGCUAAAGCUUCUACGAGAAAAGAGAAGAAAAGACAAGAGCGUGAAGCACAAAGACAGGCUGAGGAUGCUGCACGUGAAUCUAGAAAAAUAAAGCAAGACCGCUAUGAAGAGCUGCGGAGAAGGAAGGAUGAGGAUCGUGAAGCAAAAGAGCGUGCUAUGGAAGAAGAAGCUCUAGCUCGGAGAGCCAAGGAGGAGGAAACUGCUGCUUUGGAAUUUGACAAAUGGAAAGGGGAAUUUUCUGUUGAUGCAGAAGGUACCACAGCAAGUGAAAAUCAAGAGGAAACUCAGGGUUUACUCAACAACUUUGUCGAAUACAUCCAGGACUGCAUAAACCGAAUACUGGAAUUGGAAAAUAUUGGGAGACUAUCUGGUGUCAUGGAUGAUCGUGGAAAAUACAUAUACAUAUCUCCUGAGGAAAUGAAGGCAGUUGCUGAUUACAUUAAACGACAGGGGAGAGUAAGCAUUUCGCAUCUAGCAAGCAAGUCCAACCAAUUCAUUGAUUUGGAGCCUAAGCCACAUUUUGAGGAAGAACAUAGUUCAGAAGCAGUAGCUGUCAACUAAGGUUUCGUUUGGGAUGACUUUCUUACUUCUUAAAACAGUUUUUUAAUGCAAUAUUAAAAAGCUGCUUCAAGAAGCAGUAAGAAAGUUGUCCCAAACAAAACUUAAAUCAAACUCGUGUAUAUGUUCUUAGCUUACUAACAAGUUAAAGUGCUGAUAAUAUAGGAUGAAGCUCUCUGUAUUGCAUCCUUUAUGUUAUAAUUAGUGCUCGAUCUUGACUUAUUUGAACUCAGAUCAGUCUACUUUUUGUGUCAA
Molecule: messenger RNA, 1188 nt
Organism: Dendrobium catenatum
Lineage: Eukaryota; Viridiplantae; Streptophyta; Magnoliopsida; Asparagales; Orchidaceae
Product: DDRGK domain-containing protein 1
Exons: 7
Coding region: 100-936 (278 amino acids)
Source: RefSeq, a predicted model, not a curated record